CAAACUGGACGCUACCCUCAACCGUGGACAACCUGGCUGUCGGAGUUCUGGCUCCAAUAGACCAGCUGCUGCCAUUUUGUGUGAUAUGGACGGCUUAUAACCAAACUCCAGUGCUGGAAAUGAUUUUAUCCGCAGCGACUCCGCACCUGCUUCUCCGCACGUCUGACCCCCGGCUCUCGGCCCCUCAAACGUCAGCUUCUUCUAUACUGUAAGCCCCCACCUUGCGGUGACAGGAAGUCAUCAAUCUUGGAACCACUAUCCAGACACUUUCACACAGUAAAGAAACGCACGCACGCAUCAUCUACACCAUGGCGCCCCCAUUCCGUGCAGAGCAAAUUGGAUCUCUCCUCCGACCCGACGAACUCAUCGCCGCACGCACCGCCGCAGGACAGACCGUGUCAUACAGCACAGAGCCCAUCCCUGAGGAACUCCAGAAGCUCACGGAGAAAUCGAUUGCCCAAGUGGUCGAGCAGCAACUGGACCGCAACGUCCGGCCCAUCAUGUCCGGGGAGUUUGAGCGCAGCAUCUACUACGCCGGCUUCUUCGAGCACCUCGAGGGCACCCGGAUCGUCGAGGUGCCAGUUCCCGCGGGGCUACGCAACGGACUACCUGUAUUGCACGUCAUGGCUCGCCUGGGAAUGACCAUGCGCGAGGCAGUCAUUGCAGUUGGCAAGAUCCGCUAUGUCCGCAGCCCCUACCUGGCGGACUGGGAGUACCUGCGGAGCCUGAUGCCAUCGCCGGCCCAGUGGAAAGAGUGCAAGUUCACCCUACCGCCAAUCACCUGGCAGCACCUGCAGUUGCGCGCCGGCACGGCUUUCACCUCUAGCAGCCCCUACACAACCGACAAGGAGUACUUCGCCGAUCUGGCGCAGGCGUUCGCCCAGGAGCUCCGCACCCUGUACGAUGCGGGCUUGCGGUCCGUGCAGGUGGACGACCCGCAGUUGCUGUAUUUCCUGACGGACGAGUUCCGCGCAGGCUGUCGGGCGGAUGGCCUAAAUCCGGACGAGUUGCUGGACCUGUACAUCUGGGCGCACAACGAGUGUCUGCGCGGUCGGCCGGCGGAUCUGCACGUGGGGAUCCAUCUCUGUCGCGGCAACAUGCCACAAUCCACUCACAUUGUCAGCGGAUCCUACGAGCAAAUCGCGCAGCGUCUGUUCACGGGGUUGGACUUUGACACUUUCUACCUAGAGUACGAUACUGAGCGAGCGGGCGACUUCCAGCCGCUGCGCCAUCUGCCUGUGGGCAAGAACGCGGUGCUGGGAGUGGUCUCGACCAAGGACCCGGCCCUCGAGGAUCUGGACGAGCUCGAGAACCGCGUGUACGAGGCAGCAGAUGUGAUUGCUCAGGGUCAAUACCGCAGUCGGCAGGAGGUUCUUAAUAGCACGUUGGGGGUGAGUCCGCAAUGUGGUUUCUCGAGUGUUGGUCGCGGUCGCGGCAUUGGGAUGACGGAAGGGAAGAUGUGGGAGAAACUGCAGCUCGUGCAGAGACUAGCCGAGAGGGUUUGGGGACGGACCGUGUGAAUAGUUACUAGUGUUCUGCAUCUCGG
Aspergillus saccharolyticus JOP 1030-1 is the source of this 1546-nucleotide messenger RNA. Its product is annotated as methionine synthase, vitamin-B12 independent. The record is from RefSeq and is a predicted model, not a curated record. The transcript has a single exon. Bases 309 to 1520 code for a protein of 403 amino acids. Gene Ontology annotation, molecular function: zinc ion binding; 5-methyltetrahydropteroyltriglutamate-homocysteine S-methyltransferase activity. Lineage: Eukaryota; Fungi; Ascomycota; Eurotiomycetes; Eurotiales; Aspergillaceae.